UCUCGUCCACUACCUGUCAAAUUCGCAAAAUGUCAUCCAUAUUCGCCAGAAUCACCACUCAACAGUGAAAAUUUGCUCAAAAAGUUAUUAAAAAUUUCUGCUGGUUCGAUUAAAAAUGGAAACUGGUCCAGACGGUAAAGCACAAAAGGUUAAUUACUAUUUCAUCAAUUAUAAAACCUUUGUGAACGUCGUCAAGUACAAGCUCGAUCAUAUGCGGAAGCGUAUGUAAACCAAGGAGCGUGAUGCCACUAGUGCAAGUUUCAAGUGUCCUUCCUGCGAUUAGACUUUUACCGAUCUGGUGGCAGACCAGUUGAUCGAUUUUGCAUCCGGCGAAUUUCGCUGUACAUAUUUUGGCAGUACUGUGGAGAAAGACAGUUCAGCACUACCGAAAAAAGAUUCACGCUUACUGUUGGCCAAGUUCAACGAGCAAUUACAGCCGCUGUACGAUCUGUUAAGACAAGUUGAAGAUAUCAAACUUGCUCCGGAAAUUCUCGAGCCUGAACCGGUUGAUAUUGACACUAUGAGAGGUAUUGCCAAACCAACCAACAGGAUUUCAGAUGAGCAAUGGUCCGGCGAAGCAACGCGAACCAGUGGAUUCGCUGUGGAAGAAACCCGUGUCGAUGUUACCAUUGGUGAUUCAGACGCAGUGGAAACCACAACACAUCGGAAAGAUCGUCCGGUGUGCAUGACGGAAUCAACUGUUAUUACGAACGAUGUGGAUGAAAAUUCAGUUGAGUCAAUUUUAGAGAAAGCUGCAUUCACCUCCACACAACCCCCCGUGGUCACUAACUGCACUAGUGUUAUUUCUUCCGCACGGAACCGUAAAGAUGCCGACGAUAUUAUGUCGGUAUCACAACAGCACGAGAAGCAAAGCUCUCACAAUGCAACGAAUGAUGCCAUCAAGGGGCUAGGUCUCAACAACGAGCCAAGUAUUGACAGUAGUGACGAUGAGAAGGAUAUUGACGAUACAGAGAUUCCCAUUGUUGAAAUUAUGGAUACCGAUUCGGAUGACGAUAUGCCAAUGAUAACGGUGGCGGGUAGACCACAGCCACUGGAUUAGAUCAAUGACACGCUGAUAGCGGAAAUGACUCCACAGGAGAAAGAAACCUACAUGGUGUAUCAAGAUCAUUUCAGUCAUAUGUAUGAUAAGAUGGAACGACGAAAAGUAAGUGGCAUUAAAAAGUUGAAUUUUAGAAUGCGGCCGUACACACUAUUCUGAGAAACUCCUGGAAAUGGUACGCAUGUUACGUAAGAUGUGAACGUAUAUCCGUGAACUAUUUAUUGUUAUUGUUGGGCUGAAAAUUAUUUUCAAGUCUCGUACCUGACCCUGAUUCCUGCAGGAGAUAAGGAAAAACGCAACAGUUCCAAGCUACCGAAGAGAUAGUUGUUGAUUGCCAAGAGAGAUUAAAGCUGCAUGUGCAUUUAGUUUGAUAAAUAAACAAAACAUUAUAGUUUCUCAGUAUUUGACAUAAACGUAAAUAAACACAAAGAAUGCAAGCACUCCUAACUACUCGUA
Topomyia yanbarensis is the source of this 1516-nucleotide messenger RNA. RefSeq lists its product as uncharacterized. Bases 521 to 1060 code for a protein of 179 amino acids. NCBI's taxonomy places the organism in Eukaryota, Metazoa, Arthropoda, Insecta, Diptera, Culicidae. The record is from RefSeq and is a predicted model, not a curated record. The transcript has 2 exons.